Messenger RNA from Girardinichthys multiradiatus, 810 nucleotides. It is a transcript of the gene armh1, whose product is annotated as armadillo like helical domain containing 1. The record is from RefSeq and is a predicted model, not a curated record. NCBI's taxonomy places the organism in Eukaryota, Metazoa, Chordata, Actinopteri, Cyprinodontiformes, Goodeidae. The transcript has 6 exons. Bases 1 to 810 code for a protein of 269 amino acids.
AUGGUGAACAGCUUUCUGGGUAAAAACACCGGGAAGUCUCUGUAUGAGCUGGAGUUCGCUGACGUUGCCAGUCUCUUUCUGGCUCGGUUAACCACAUGGAUGAGACUCACUGACCAGUACCUGAUGGAGUUCCUGGAUGAUGGGGGUGUCCUCACCCUUUUGGUGAUUUUGAGUCAAUCUAAGACCAAUGAGGAUGACAAAGCUGAAGCCAUUCAUCUUCUACUAACUAUCUCAAACGCUGGUCGCAAAUACAAGGAGUUUAUCUGUGAAAAACAUGGGGUGAAAAUUGUUGCAGAGUGCAUGACCAUGUCCAACACAAAUCACACCCAAGAGACAGGGAGGGCCUUGAUGGAGUCCCUGUCUUACGGAAACCCAACAUAUCAAGAUCAAGUUUACAAAAGCCUGAUCGACCUAGUUGCACGUCACCAAAAGCCUAACAAAACUGAGAGGAUUGAGAUUACUGGAUCCCUACCUGAGUUUCUGCAACAAGCUGCUGCAGCUAAGACAAUACGGCUGGUGGAAGAGAAAGAUAAAGAACUUUCUGAAGAGCUUCUCCAUCUUGGAGUGAUCCAACAGCUUCUGCAUGCGAUGGGCAACAGAAAGCACACUGAUUCUCAAAUACAAGCCAGCCUUGCCUUGAAGGUAGAACUACUUUGCUCCAAAGCACAGCCUCCUGUGUGGGAAGUUUUGUCUCUGAGAGUAAACACAGGUCCACUGCGAUUUACAGGCCAGCUGGAGAACCUACGAGAGCUCCACACACUUACUAAGACCCGCCCAUCGGAUGUGACGUUUGAAAUUGUGUCCUUAUAG